AUGAUUAGCUUUUGGUUGAUUUUUCUUUGGCUCUUCGUUGUGUUGGUGCUACUCUUCGUUGUGUCCUUACUUUACAAAACUUUCUCUAGAAAGGAAAAGAAGCUGACGUUUUUGUCGCUCCCUGAUGAAAUCGUCUUGAACUGUUUAGCCCGCAUAUCGAGAUCGUACUAUCCGAAACUCUCCCUAGUCUGCAAGACCUUCCGCACUCUCCUCAUAUCUAACGAGCUCACCGUGGCGCGAGUGCAACUUAAAACCUACGAAAGUUUUUUUCAUGUCUGCUUAAAGUUUCCUGAUAAACCUAAUCCAUCAAUGUUCACCCUCUGGAUAAAACCUGGUCAAAUCUUAACCAACCAACUUGAGAAGAACGAGAGGUCUACAGGAGCUACUCGGUUGGUACAAAUACCUUCUUCAUAUUGUUCUAUUGUACCACAUUACCUAAUUUCUGUUGGUUCCGAAGUAUACGGACUCAGCCAACACAAUGAUCCGUCCUCCAACAUGUUUGUCCGUAACAAGGAGGAUUUGUUUUGGUGUAAUGCCCCAAACAUGACUGUAGCUCGAGCGAAAGCCAUCGGGCACGCCUACAAUGGGAAACUAUAUGUCAUGGGAGGUUGCAGGGAUGAUGAAUCCGUGAAUUGGGGUGAGGUUUUUGACCCAAAGACUCAAACUUGGGAAGCUUUACCUGACCCUGGCUCUGAGCUCCGUUUUUCUUCAAUUAGAAAAAUAGAUGUGUUCCAAGAAAAGCUUUACGUUAGCAGCAACGAGAAGAUAGACUCUGUUUAUGAUCCAAAAGAAGGUAAAUGGAAUGUUGCAGAAAAAUCACCUGUGCAAUGUAUGAAUCUUGGUUGUGGAAUGAUUGAAAUAGCUAACUAUGGUGGAAAACUCUUAAUCUUAUGGGACAAGGUUGGUCUUUCUCAAGACAAAGAUAUUUGGUGUGCGGUGAUUGCGCUUGAAAAACGUGAUGGUGUUGAUGAAGUUUGGGGGAAAAUUGAGUGGGCUAGUAUCGUGCUUACGGUUCCAAGCUCAUACGUUUUCUUGUAUAGUCUACUAAAUAGGAUUUGA
Molecule: messenger RNA, 1059 nt
Organism: Arabidopsis thaliana (thale cress)
Lineage: Eukaryota; Viridiplantae; Streptophyta; Magnoliopsida; Brassicales; Brassicaceae
Product: Galactose oxidase/kelch repeat superfamily protein
Exons: 2
Coding region: 1-1059 (352 amino acids)
Source: RefSeq, marked reviewed